Molecule: messenger RNA, 408 nt
Organism: Gongylonema pulchrum
Lineage: Eukaryota; Metazoa; Nematoda; Chromadorea; Rhabditida; Gongylonematidae
Source: the annotation of a GenBank genome assembly
AUGGUCCAAUUUUUGCAGGAAGCAGUCGGCAGAAGUUCAUUUAUUUUCGUCAAUGCUGAUGAGUUGCUUGAUUUUCCGCGUUUAACCAGUCAAAAAGUCAUUUACGUUGGUGGGAUUGCUGUUCCAAAGCCUAUGCCAUUGAAAGAUGAAUAUUACGAAAUAAUGGAGAAACGUAAAGAAGGCGUAGUGCUUGUAGCUUUUGGAACAGUUGCGCAGAGUUCCAGUAUGAGCUUAGAGAUGAAAAAUGCUUUUCUCGCACUGUUUCAAACUUUCCCAAAGAUAACAUUCAUUUGGAAGUAUGAAGAAGAAAAUGGCUCUACAGUGCUGAACCUUGGAAAUCUUGUAGUAAAGAAUUUCGUACCUCAGAAUGAUCUUUUGCGUAUGUUACUUUUGCGUAUUUUCCUGUAA